GAUAAAAAUAAUCAGACGAUUCUUUUUAUUUUUUCUAACUCGUUUUGGGUUUUUUCUCCGUUUUUCAUUUUUAAUCACGAAAAAAUCGCCGCGGUCGUCUAGUCAGCUCGGUCCCGCAAUGUCGGCGGUGCGGGCCUACCCGUCGGUAUAACGACGUCGUCUCGUCUCGUCCUUUCAACUCCCCGGUGGUAUGCGGUCUCCGAGCGAGGCGGGCACGGGUGUCCGGCGCAACGGACCCUGCAGCCCGGUACCACCCGGAAGUGGCUCGAAGUCAUGGUGAAACGGUCGCGCGUGUACUGUAACAGCAGCAGCAGCGGCGGCGGCGGUGCCAAUCGGCGUAGUGUUCUGGUGACGACGUUCCGUGCGUUGGUGUUGUGUGUCUUGUUGUGCGGUGGUGCUGUGUUGGGUUCGCCGCCCGGGGACCGUUCCCCAAACGCCGCAGCGAUGAUGGUCCCCGAACGGAAGCCGGGGGUCGGUGCCGGUAGGAUAGCGGCGGAGAACGUCGCGACCGCAGGGUCGGCGACCAGGUCCAGCAGGUCGUCGGACAGCCUGUCGCACAUCGUGGGCACCGCCAGGAAAAUAAAAAUGUUCAUCAGACACCGAUACCUGCAGUUGUUCCUGGACGGCACGGUGAACAGCACGUACAGCGAUACGAGCGAUUACGUUAUCUUGCAGAGAACUUCGGUGAAUCUGGGGCAGCUAAAAAUUCAAGGUGUAGCAACUUGCAUGUACUUGUGCUUGGACGCGUGUGGCCUGCUAUACGGCUCGAAGGAUUUCCUGGACGAAUGUGUGUUCAACGAGACGAUCGAACAGGACCAUUACAACACGUAUUCGUCGGCCAAGUACAGCGACGAUUCGCGGACCCUUUACCUGGGCAUCAAUAAGAGCGGUUUGCCGCGCCAAGUGCAGGUGAAGGCUAACGCGCCGCUGGGCAAGUUGUCCAAGAGCACGCACGUGCUAACGCAACCGGUGUCACAGAAGACGGUGGAUAGGGUGUUAGCCUCGCGGGGGCCGAUGACGGGCGAGUGGCCGGAUUCGAUACCGCACGCGCACCGACACCAUCACGUGUGUCCGCCGCACGUGGGACCACCGCUGGUCACCGGCAGCAACAAGUACCGGAAGUCCGGACGGAAGUGCCAGCCGAAACCGAGCGGUGGUGGCGGUGGUGGUGGAGGCGGCAAGAAAAACCGGAAGAAGAACAGAGAAGAAGCGGUGGCGAUCAAAGACGACGAGGACGGCGGCGGUGGCAAGAAGAACGGCGGCAACCGAUGCGGCAACGACGAGACCAGUCACCGGAAGGCGGACGCGGCGGGCCGGAAAAAGAAAUCGAAAAAGUCCACGGGUUGCGGCGGCAAAGGCGGUAAGUCGCAACGGUUACCGCUGGGCAAGGCGUCGAAGAAACCCGAGCCCGGCGGGGCAGCGGUCCAGUCGGUUACCACGGUCGUCGCUCCGUCGCUAACCGUCGACGAAGACGCCAGCGCGAUCGGCGGUGGCGUCGGUAGUGGAAUCGUCGGCGGCGGCGGCGACGACGAAGACGACGAGGACGCGCCGGCCACUGCGGUUCCAGCGGACGACGAGACGAGUUCCUAGACUUUAACGACAAUGAUUAACUCGUAAUGAUAUAAAAAUCGUACACUAUUCUAUUCGCAUAUUACGCUACGUAGUAAUUACGCGCGUAACAUUAUGUUAUUACUGUAUUAUUAUCAUAUUUCAACGCUGUACUACUUUCUUUAUUAUUAUUAACUAUUAUUAUAAUUAAUUAUUAAUAUUAUUAUUAUUAUUAUUAUUAUUAUUACUACGAUUACGGUCUUAUCGUUAUUACUACGCAACACUUCGCGCGAUGGCUUCGUCGAUUACGAAAACAAUAAUAAUAAUAAUAAUAAUAAUAAGCCUGUACAUAUUAUUUAUGCAAGCACACCCGUACGAACGUAUACCUAAGCAGCCGCCUGAACACGUCCGGGAAUCGGAUCCGUCGAUUGCAUUUGUCCUGGCGCCAUCGCGAUCGAUAACGAUACAUUUAUGACGCGCAGUGUCGCACACGCUUCGCAUAGCGUUACGAUCUCGGAUCGCGAACCGGCACGGAUCACGAACGAUCGGCAGCGACGCGAUCGCGUGCACGUUUCGUCGCUCGACCGGUAAGACGCGGACUCCGAAAACGACCGAUUACCACCGGUAAGCCGACCGCGCGCGCCGCACGUUGGUCCGCAGCCGUUCGCGUUUCCAACACGACCCCGUUCCCGUGUACGCGCGAACGCCCCUCCGUUCGCUGCCGCCGACCAUCGGACUCCGGCGCGUUUCCGGCCGCUGGCCGCAACCCUGUCCUCCCGUAACUCCACCGCGUCAUUGCAGCACGAGCGUAGGACGUUUUAUUGUUCGCGCGCCACUCGCAGUCUCGGUGUUCACAAUGAACGGUUCAGUAUUCUCAUCGCAAUAUUAUAACAUAGUUUUACGUACUACGAACACGACGUGUGGGCACUACGAGUGAAUGUUCACGCAUGGCAGUUUAUUUACGCGCCCGUCAUCGAUUGUCCCUAAAACGUUGAUUUCGCAUGUUUCUCUCUGGACAACGUCAACCGCGUUCGUACGAUAUUAAAAUUUGUUCACAUUCCAAAUUUUAAACACAAAAAAAACCAGCGCAUGACAUGAUUGCCCACCUCGUUCGUCCUGAACGUCUUAACGUACCCCAAACGAACGGCGAACGUAUUAUCUACAAUUUUUUUUGGUAGUCCCGUACCGAAUGUAAAUAUAAAUAUAAACUCGUGUAAUCUCGUGCACUCAACAAUGAUUUUUUUUAAAACAAGAAAGAUUUUUUUUUUUUUUUAUACCAAAUAAAAUUAUUUUAGUUUUUCCUACGUUGUACAAAUUUAUACUAAAGUGUCGUUUAUAUUUAUUCGAUUUUUUUUUUCAAUUUUUAAUUUUUAAACAUGCCUGACUAGUUUAAAUAUAUGUAA
Messenger RNA from Sipha flava (yellow sugarcane aphid), 2951 nucleotides. RefSeq lists its product as uncharacterized. The coding region runs from base 274 to 1590 and encodes 438 amino acids. NCBI's taxonomy places the organism in Eukaryota, Metazoa, Arthropoda, Insecta, Hemiptera, Aphididae. Gene Ontology annotation, cellular component: cytoplasm. The record is from RefSeq and is a predicted model, not a curated record. Gene Ontology annotation, molecular function: growth factor activity; fibroblast growth factor receptor binding. The transcript is spliced from 3 exons. Gene Ontology annotation, biological process: animal organ morphogenesis; cell differentiation; fibroblast growth factor receptor signaling pathway.